This is a messenger RNA of Lasiodiplodia theobromae, 849 nucleotides long. RefSeq names its product GPI anchored protein. Lineage: Eukaryota; Fungi; Ascomycota; Dothideomycetes; Botryosphaeriales; Botryosphaeriaceae. Bases 1 to 849 code for a protein of 282 amino acids. The transcript has 4 exons. The record is from RefSeq and is a predicted model, not a curated record.
AUGAUUUCGCCCCGCCUCACCGUCGCUCUACUCGCCGGCUGCGCUCUGCAGCAGCUGGCCGCCGGCGCUGAAGUUCACGGCGCUGGAGCUGAGGGAACAGUCAUGGGCCCUGUCGCAUUCCUCUGGCCAUCCGACCGCCAGUGGGAUGCCUCGCAGGACAACACUGCUCCCUGCGGCAGCAGUGCUGGUGUAACCAACCGCACUGAAUUCCCGCUGGACCAGGGCUCCGUUGCUCUCACCAUUGCCGACGAUGCUUGGAACGUCGAGUUCCACCUCGCUGUCGGCAACAACCCGACCAGCGAGAGCGACUUCACUGAGCAGGUUGUCAGCAACAUCUCUUCCGUUCAGCCGGGUCACCAGUGCUACAAGCUCGAGGACUUGCCCGACACUCUCUCUGCCGGCACAAACGCCACCAUCCAGCUCGAGUACUGGUCCAGCUACGAGGACGGCAAGAACGAGACCUUUUACGCCUGCGCCGACAUCACCUUCGUUGAGGCCGUCGCCUUCGACGCCCAAGUUCCCUGCUUCAACGUCACCGCCAGCGACUUUAACUCCGGCUCUGCAUCUUCUUCUGCCAGCAGCAGCACUGCCUCCGCAACUGGUGCUUCUGCCUCUUCCUCCAGCAAUGACAACAGCGGUAGCAGCAGCAGCAGUGGCGGUCUCUCCACCUCGGACAAGGCCGGCAUUGCUAUCGGCUCUAUCCUCGGUGGCUUGUCCAUCAUUGGCGCCGGUAUCUUCUUCUUCCUCUACCGGAGGAGGGCUGCUGCUAAGAGGGAAGCGGCUGCGGCUGCUGCGGCUGUCACGCCAAAGGAAGUUGAGGAAGCGAGCGUGAGGUCGGCCCGCCAUUAA